Molecule: messenger RNA, 883 nt
Organism: Tripterygium wilfordii
Lineage: Eukaryota; Viridiplantae; Streptophyta; Magnoliopsida; Celastrales; Celastraceae
Product: F-box protein GID2-like
Exons: 1
Coding region: 176-733 (185 amino acids)
Biological process (GO): gibberellic acid mediated signaling pathway; regulation of gibberellic acid mediated signaling pathway
Cellular component (GO): SCF ubiquitin ligase complex
Molecular function (GO): protein binding
Source: RefSeq, a predicted model, not a curated record
UCGUAAAUAUGUGAAAGCAUCACACCGCAUUCAUGUCUCAUUUUGUCCUCUUCGUAAACGCCCAAAACCAGGCCCCCAUUUUCUUCCACCCUCUCACCCAACACCCCCUCCUUAUUUCCCAUCUCAGAAGCAAACCCACACACUCCGGUCAUCUCGCUCUCGGUCUCUUUUCGUCAUGAAACGUACUCUCACUUGCGGCGAAUUUCCGGGGACUAGAGAUGAAGGCACCAAGAAGAUGAAAAUGAUAGAGCAAGACGAUGAUGGUGAUGACGACGAAGAGGGGGUCAAUAAGGAGACCGGAUUUGUGCAUUUCGACGAGAACUUGUUGUUUGAGGUGUUCAAGCACGUGGAUGCCAGGACGCUGGGUCGUGCAGCGUGUGUGAACCGCCAGUGGCAUCGGACGGCCCUGGACGAGCGCCUCUGGGAGCUGAUCUGUACCAGACAGUCGCCUAAUAUCGGCUGCGGCUACCAGCAGCUUAGAUCCGUGGUCCUUGCUCUCGGUGGCUUCCGUCACCUCCACUCUCUCUACCUCUGGCCCCUAUCUAAGCCCCAACCUUCUUCCACGCCUCCGCCGUCUGCUCCGUCACCGUCGUCAUCGGGUUGGGGUCCUUUAUCGCCUAUGAUCGGCGCCAAGCCGUCCGCUCGGUGGGGCAAAGACGAAGUCCAUCUCUCUCUGUCUCUGCUUUCAAUCCGGUACUACGAGAAGAUGAAUUUUGGUAAUCGAAACCGAUGAACAAUAAUCAUCACCAAAUCAUGGACUCUCUAGUAGCAUGUAAUGUUUCCUAUAACUAAUACCGCUUUGGUUUUCGAUUGUUUGUCAAAAUUGGGCUUUCGAUUUCGUUUUUCCACUCUUGUAUUUAAUUUGGAUUUUUGUUGUUGAUCA